CGUCGGAGGCGGCUGGAAAAGCCCAAGGUGCUGCCGUUGCGAGUACCAGUGGGACCCGCCGCCGCCGGAGCCGCCCCGCGGCGAUGGAGCCGGCCGCCGCGCUGCCCCCGGGCCCGCGCCCCGCGCUGCCCCUCGGCGGCCCCGGCCCGCUGGGCGAGUUCCUGCCGCCCCCCGAGUGCCCGGUCUUCGAGCCCAGCUGGGAGGAGUUCGCCGACCCGUUCGCCUUCAUCCACAAGAUCCGGCCCAUCGCCGAGCAGACGGGGAUCUGUAAGGUGCGGCCGCCGCCGGAUUGGCAGCCACCAUUUGCAUGUGAUGUUGACAAACUUCAUUUUACCCCUCGUAUCCAGAGGCUGAAUGAAUUGGAGGCCCAAACUCGAGUAAAACUGAAUUUCUUGGACCAGAUUGCAAAGUACUGGGAGUUACAGGGAAGUACUCUGAAAAUUCCACAUGUGGAGAGGAAGAUCUUGGACUUGUUUCAGCUCAAUAAGUUAGUUGCAGAAGAAGGUGGAUUUGCAGUUGUUUGCAAGGAUAGAAAAUGGACCAAAAUUGCCACCAAGAUGGGAUUUGCUCCUGGCAAAGCUGUGGGCUCCCAUAUCAGAGGGCAUUAUGAACGCAUCCUCAAUCCCUACAACUUGUUCCUGUCAGGAGACAGUUUGAGGUGUCUGCAGAAGCCAAACCUGAACACAGACACAAAGGACAAGGAGUACAAACCUCAUGAUAUUCCCCAGAGGCAGUCUGUGCAGCCCUCAGAAACAUGUCCCCCAGCCCGACGAGCAAAACGCAUGAGAGCAGAGGCCAUGAAUAUUAAAAUAGAACCAGAAGAGACCACAGAAGCCAGAACUCAUAACCUGAGACGACGAAUGGGCUGUCCAACAACCAAAUGUGAAAAUGAAAAAGAAAUGAAAGGCAUCCUCAAGCAAGAACCCACUGAGAAGAAAGAACACAUUAUAGAAAGCGAGAAGGAAAAACCCAAGAGCCGAUCUAAAAAAACCACCAAUGCUGUGGAUCUUUAUGUCUGCCUCUUAUGUGGCAGUGGCAACGAUGAAGACCGGCUUCUCUUGUGUGAUGGGUGUGACGACAGUUACCACACCUUUUGCUUGAUCCCACCUCUCCAUGAUGUUCCCAAGGGAGACUGGAGGUGUCCUAAGUGUUUGGCUCAGGAAUGUAGUAAGCCACAAGAAGCAUUUGGCUUUGAACAAGCAGCCAGAGAUUAUACCCUCCGUACUUUUGGGGAAAUGGCGGAUGCAUUCAAAUCUGAUUAUUUCAACAUGCCAGUCCAUAUGGUUCCCACAGAACUAGUUGAGAAAGAAUUUUGGCGACUGGUAAGCACUAUUGAAGAGGAUGUCACAGUAGAAUAUGGAGCUGAUAUUGCCUCAAAAGAAUUUGGCAGUGGCUUCCCUGUCCGAGAUGGGAAAAUUAAACUUUCACCUGAAGAGGAGGAAUAUCUUGAUAGUGGCUGGAAUUUGAACAAUAUGCCAGUGAUGGAGCAGUCUGUCCUUGCUCACAUUACUGCUGAUAUAUGCGGCAUGAAACUUCCUUGGUUGUAUGUGGGAAUGUGCUUUUCUUCAUUCUGUUGGCAUAUUGAAGACCACUGGAGUUACUCCAUUAACUACCUGCACUGGGGUGAGCCAAAAACCUGGUAUGGAGUCCCAGGGUAUGCUGCCGAGCAGCUAGAAAAUGUAAUGAAGAAACUAGCUCCAGAGCUCUUUGUGUCCCAGCCAGAUCUUCUCCAUCAGCUUGUGACCAUCAUGAACCCCAAUACCCUGAUGACUCAUGAAGUGCCUGUUUACCGAACUAAUCAGUGUGCUGGGGAGUUUGUGAUUACAUUUCCAAGAGCCUACCACAGUGGUUUUAAUCAAGGUUUUAAUUUUGCUGAGGCUGUUAACUUCUGCACUGUCGAUUGGCUGCCAUUAGGCCGACAGUGUGUGGAGCAUUAUCGCUUGCUUCACCGCUAUUGUGUAUUUUCCCACGAUGAGAUGAUUUGCAAGAUGGCUUCCAAGGCUGAUGUACUAGAUGUCGUAGUGGCUUCAACUGUUCAGAAAGAUAUGGCCAUUAUGAUUGAGGAUGAGAAAGCUUUAAGAGAAACUGUUCGUAAAUUGGGAGUAAUUGAUUCGGAAAGAAUGGAUUUUGAGCUGUUACCGGAUGAUGAGCGUCAGUGUAUAAAAUGUAAAACCACAUGCUUCAUGUCUGCCAUCUCCUGUUCUUGUAAACCUGGCCUGCUUGUUUGCCUGCAUCAUGUAAAAGAAUUGUGUUCCUGUCCUCCUUAUAAAUAUAAACUGAGGUAUAGAUACACUCUGGAUGAUCUCUACCCCAUGAUGAAUGCACUGAAGCUUCGCGCAGAAUCUUAUAAUGAAUGGGCCCUGAAUGUGAAUGAAGCUUUGGAGGCAAAGAUUAACAAAAAGAAAAGCCUUGUCAGCUUUAAGGCUUUAAUUGAAGAAUCCGAAAUGAAGAAAUUCCCAGACAAUGAUCUUUUGCGUCACCUUCGCUUAGUCACACAGGAUGCAGAGAAGUGUGCCUCUGUUGCACAACAGCUGCUUAAUGGCAAAAGGCAAACUAGAUACCGAUCUGGUGGAGGAAAAUCCCAAAAUCAAUUGACAGUGAAUGAGCUCCGACAGUUUGUGACACAGCUAUAUGCUCUUCCAUGUGUCCUCAGUCAAACACCUUUACUAAAGGAUCUUUUGAACCGUGUAGAAGAUUUCCAACAGCAUAGCCAGAAAUUGCUCUCUGAGGAAAUGCCCAGUGCUGCUGAGCUGCAAGACUUGCUAGAUGUCAGCUUUGAAUUUGAUGUUGAACUUCCACAGCUUGCUGAGAUGCGUACCCGUCUGGAACAGGCCCGUUGGCUAGAAGAGGUGCAACAAGCUUGCCUAGACCCCAGCUCCCUUACAUUAGAUGAUAUGAGACGUCUCAUAGACCUAGGGGUGGGUCUGGCCCCAUAUUCAGCCGUGGAAAAAGCGAUGGCCCGACUUCAGGAACUGCUCACAGUGUCAGAGCAUUGGGAUGACAAAGCCAAGAGUCUUCUCAAGGCCAGACCUCGGCAUUCAUUGAACAGCCUUGCUACGGCAGUUAAGGAGAUUGAGGAGAUCCCCGCAUAUCUGCCAAAUGGCGUAGCUCUGAAAGACUCAGUGCAGAGAGCCAGGGACUGGCUUCAGGAUGUAGAGGCCCUGCAGGUUGGAGGACGUGUGCCAGUGUUAGACACACUCAUAGAACUUGUUACACGAGGUCGAUCUAUCCCGGUACAUCUGAAUUCUUUACCAAGACUGGAAUUACUAGUAGCUGAGGUUCAGGCUUGGAAAGAAUGUGCUGCUAAUACAUUCUUGACUGAGAAUUCUCCAUAUUCUCUCUUAGAGGUGUUGUGUCCUCGAUGUGACAUUGGCCUUUGGGGAUUGAAGAGGAAACAGAGAAAGUUCAAGGAGCUCUUGCCAAGUGGAAAGAAGAAAAGCACCAAACUAGAGAGUCUGAGUGACCUGGAGAGAGCUUUAAGUGAAAGCAAGGAGACUGCUUCAGCUAUGGCAACACUUGGGGAAGCUCGCCUGAGAGAAAUGGAAGCCUUGCAGUCUCUCAGACUAGCCAAUGAAGGGAAGUUACUGUCACCUGUCCAAGAUGUGGAGCUGAAAGUCUGCCUAUGUCAGAAGGCCCCAGCUGCCCCUAUGAUCCAGUGUGAACUCUGCAGGGAUGCCUUCCACACUAGCUGUGUGGUGGUACCCAGUAUUUCACAAGGCCCCCGAAUCUGGCUUUGUCCCCAUUGUCGGAGGUCAGAGAAACCUCCUUUAGAGAAAAUUCUGCCCCUGCUGGCCUCCCUGCAGCGUAUCCGAGUUCGCCUUCCUGAGGGAGAUGCACUUCGAUACAUGAUUGAGAGAACCGUGAACUGGCAACAUAGAGCCCAGCAGCUGCUUUCAUCAGGGAAUCUCAGAUCUGUGCAAGAUCGAGUGGGCUCAGGACUGUGGUAUAGCAGAUGGCAAGCUUCAGCAGGACAGGUGUCUGAGACCAACAAGGUGUCUCAGCCUGUGGGCACAACAUCCUUUUCCUUGCCUGAUGACUGGGACAGCAGAGCCUCGUAUGUACACUCUCCCUUCUCCUCUGGCCGGAGCUGUAUCCCCCUCCAUGGUGUUAGUCCAGAAGUGAAUGAACUGUUGAUGGAAGCCCAGUUGCUCCAGGUAUCCCUUCCUGAAAUUCAGGAACUUUACCAGACUUUACUUGCAAAGCCAGCCCCUGCUCAGCAAACUGACCGAAGCUCACCAGCUAGACCCAGCAGUGAGAAGAAUGAGUGCUGCCGCGGGAAGCGAGAUGGAAUCAACAAUCUUGAGAGAAAACUUAAGAGACGCCUGGAAAGAGAAGGCCUCUCCAGUGAUCGAUGGGAUCGAGUGAAAAAAAUGCGGACCCCCAAAAAGAAGAAAAUCAAACUGAGCCACUCCAAGGACAUGAACAGUUUCAAGUUAGAGAGGGAGCGUAGCUAUGAAUUAGUCCGUUCUGCCGAAACCCAUUCCCUGCCCUCAGACACAUCCUAUUCCGAACAGGAGGACUCUGAGGAUGAAGAUGCCAUCUGCCCAGCUGUGAGCUGCCUGCAGCCAGAAGGAGAUGAGGUGGACUGGGUCCAGUGUGAUGGCAGCUGCAAUCAGUGGUUUCACCAGGUCUGUGUUGGUGUUUCUCCAGAGAUGGCAGAGAAAGAAGACUACAUCUGUGUGCGCUGUACUGUGAAGGACGCACCAAGCCGAAAAUAAAAAAUACAAACACAAACACCCCCCUCACCCCCACCCACUUAAUGUAAUUCAGGACUCCAACCGAGAAGAUUUCUUCAAUUUCUCAGCAAAGCUACAGGACUGGUAUUCAAACCAGCCUGUAAACGGUGCUAUUUCUAUUCCUUACGGGAUCAUUUUUCCAGAACUCUUUGAAAAAAAGAAAAAACAACUAAAAAAUUUUUUGACACUUUUUGUAUUUUUUUCCUUAAGAGCUGUUUGUGGUUGUUGAGGUUUGAAAUGCCGACUGCUUUUUUUGCAGGGGUUUCCACCAAUUUGGAAGGCAUUGGAGCUUGCACCUUUUCAUGUACAGCAUUAAAACCUUACCUCUGUCUGGGAUUUACCGGCUUAAGAGUCCAACUCAGUUUCAGUGCCCAGAAGGGCACCAGAAAUUCCAGUAAAUCCUCAUUUGAGGAAUUUCUCUCUUGUUUACUCUGUUACCAUAUCGGGGAACUUAAGUUUUUCACUUUUGGGGUUUUUGUUUCUUUAUCCGCUUUUCUUUUUCCUGGUAGACUAGGUUUAUUUAUCUAAGCAAUAACUUCUAUGUUGGUUUCAGUGGCUGGAAUUAAAACAAAACAAAACAAACUUUCAAACAGUGUGUUGGUGCUUUAGCAUUUGGUUGAUGUACAGAACACAAAUGUCUAGUUUCUAGUGUCACUGAUGAACUAGUGAUGUAGAAAAGAGACUGCUCUGUAAGUAAUUGCCACAGCUGUAUUUUGGCUUUUCCCCUGCCCUUUCCUUCCUCUCCUAUUUUUUUGGUAGCUUGUAUCAAAUGUUGCAGUUUUUAUUGUGGAAUAAAUCCUUGGUCCUAAUUUAACACUAAAUGCUGGUUAUUUAGAGCCAUUAGACUACAUACAGCUUCUCAUGCCCCUCUACCUUGUGGGCUUUGAAGAGCGAGAGGGGGGGUUGCUUGCUUUUGCCUCUGCCCAGCCAGGCUAUAGUAGCAGUGUCUGGCAGGCCAUAUGCCUCCAGUCUCUGCUAAUAAAGAACCCCCGUCCAGUCUUCACCGAAUAGAAUUUGUCUUUAAAGCCAUGCUUUUUUAAAUAAGAUUUUCAGAAUGGUGGCAAGUCAUUCCAAUCCUCAAGUCAGCCCUCCUUGAGGAAAUGAUGUCUUUAUUAUAUUUGAAUUGACAGGGACACUUGGUGUUUAGGGUUAAGAUGUCCAAAGGAAAUCUAAGGAAGAUGAUCCUUGCGGAGGGCUAGGAAAUUAUGGGUCAAGGGACAGCUUGUGAACACACAGGCUCUGCCUCCGUGAUUUCGUUUCCUGUCUUUUUCUAAUUCUAGCUCUUGUUACUGGUUGUUGAUAGUCCACAGCCUUUCCCGUCUUUUCUUUUUCAAAGGGCUCUGUUCUGCAGUGGAGAAGACCUUCUGGUGAACAGAACAGACUCUUGCUUGGUUUUUCCUCUUCUGUUGGUAAUACUUAUUUUCCCCCGUUCUAUAGCCAUAAACCUGGAGAUGGGUAGAACUAGUAGGUCUUUAAUAAAACAAAAACAGCAGUUUGUAAUGUAGCAGAGAUUUAAAUGUACUAUAUCCCCUUUGAUGCAAUUCAAAUAAUUAAAUCUCUUUAAGAAUGA
This is a messenger RNA of Nyctereutes procyonoides (raccoon dog), 6306 nucleotides long. RefSeq names its product lysine demethylase 5B (gene KDM5B). Gene Ontology annotation, biological process: chromatin remodeling. Gene Ontology annotation, cellular component: nucleus. Bases 84 to 4718 code for a protein of 1544 amino acids. The transcript has 27 exons. Lineage: Eukaryota; Metazoa; Chordata; Mammalia; Carnivora; Canidae. Gene Ontology annotation, molecular function: histone demethylase activity; DNA binding. The record is from RefSeq and is a predicted model, not a curated record.